Molecule: messenger RNA, 2206 nt
Organism: Tetranychus urticae (two-spotted spider mite)
Lineage: Eukaryota; Metazoa; Arthropoda; Arachnida; Trombidiformes; Tetranychidae
Source: RefSeq, a predicted model, not a curated record
UUGUACGAGUUUAAUGUGAAUGCGAGUAAGAAUGUCACCUCCAUCAGGUCAACCCAUUUUCGUGUACACAGUGUCAUUUUUGUCUGCCAUCGGUGGUUUCCUCUUUGGCUAUGACACUGGUAUUGUUUCUGGUGCCAUGGUUUUGAUUAAAAAGCAGUUGGAUCUGAACGACAUUUGGCAAGAACUGAUUAUCAGCAUAACUCUAGUAUUUGCUUGGAUAUUUAGUACAAUUGUUGGAUACUUUACUGAUCGUCUUGGCCGUCGACCAGUCAUUCUGUUUGCUUCAACUGUAUUUACUCUAGGCUCAGUAGUUAUGGCCAUCGCAAUGGGCAAGUGGACUUUGCUCAUUGGUCGAGCAAUCGUUGGUGUUGGCAUUGGACUAUCAUCCAUGGUCAUUCCCAUGUAUGUAGCUGAAGUGGCUCCUAGUAGCAUUCGUGGAUCUCUCGUCACAAUCAACACUUGCUUCAUCACCGGCGGACAGUUCAUUGCUUCUGUAACUGCUGGUUUCUUGAGUUAUUUAGAUCAUGAUCUUGCUUGGAGGUUAAUGUUGGGUAUUGCCGGUAUUCCUGCGUUUCUCCAAUUCAUUGGAUUCUUCUUCAUGCCUGAAUCACCUCGUUGGUUGGUCAAGAAAGGCAAAGACGAGCAAGCUAAAGCCAUUUUAUGCCGAAUUCGUAGUUGCGAGAGAGCAGCUCAACUGGAAUAUGAAAUGAUCAAAGACAGUUGCAUUGCCGAAGAAGAGUCAAAUGUUGAAACUAACAAUGCUAGUGUUUUAUCAAAAGUAUUUGCAUCUCAACCGUUGAGACGUGCUCUAUUGGUUGGAUGUGCACUACAAGCUGUUGCUCAAUUAUCUGGAAUCAACACUGUUAUGUAUUAUAGUGCGACAAUCAUUCAAAUGUCCGGUGUUUACGAAGAAACAUUGGCCAUUUGGUUAGCCGCUGCUGUGGCUUCUGUAAAUUUCCUUUGUACAUUUAUUGGAUUCUAUCUGGUUGAAAGAACUGGUCGACGUAAGCUAACUCUUGGAUCACUUUCUGGUGUAAUACUUAGUUUAGCCGUUCUUGCCGCUGGCUUUCAAUUGACUGAACGUGAAUCUCCCGCCAUUCAUCCUGAACCUUUAAAUUCAUCAUUACCAUUUUCAUUCUCUGCUGAUAUGGACAUUUGCUCAAUUCAAACAUCAUGUCGUAGCUGCAUCGCCCGACCUGAAUGUGGAUUUUGUUUCUCUGAUUAUCCUCCAUGGGAAAAUGGAUCGUGUCUCUUAACCGCAAGAACGCCUCAAUCAGAAUGGGAUGAAAGUAAAUCUCAAUAUGGAACUUGUUCCAAUGGAACAAUUGUGCCUAAAAAAUUAGUUUGGGCUUACGAUUGGUGUCCAUCUAAAUAUGCUUGGCUGACAAUAAUGGGUUUAUGUCUUUACUUAUUCUUCUUUGCACCCGGAAUGGGUCCCAUGCCAUGGACUAUCAAUGCUGAAAUCUAUCCAUUCUGGGCUCGUGGUACUUGCUAUUCAAUAUCCACUUCAGCCAAUUGGGCUUUCAAUCUACUCGUUUCAUUGACAUUCCUUUCCUUGACUAAGGCCAUCACAAAAUACGGAGCUUUCUGGCUUUACUGUGGCUUUGCCAUUGUUGGUUGGAUAUUCUUCUUUUUCGAGUUACCUGAAACUCGGGGAAUGUCACUUGAAAAUGUCGAAGAAUUGUUCGACAAAUCGAAGAACAAAAGCAAAUCAAAGAAACAACCAGUCUCAGCUUCUAGUGUAACAAUAAACAGCAAAACACCGAUAGUGAAACACUGAAGAGGCCAUAAAAUAACUUCAAGCAACUCGUUGUGAGGAUCAUAUGAGAUCGAUGGAUGCAAUUUUUAUUUUUGUUUUUUAAACAUAAAUUUUUAACAUGUAAAAAAAGAACGACGAUAAGUUGUUGAACUUUUACCAUCAUUACUAUUCCAAUUUAAACAUAGUUUGUGUAUUUUAAUUGUCAAAUAUUGUAAAAAUUCAAAUUGUAUAAUUAAUCUAGUUUAUUAAUUUUCUUUAAAUGUAAAUGCAAUGCAUUUCAGUUAAAAUUUAAUUGUAAAAACCAAUUAAGAGUUGGUGAUCAAUGAAGUAUUUCUUCUAAUUUCAGUUUUAUGCCCUUUAAUUCAAAAACGAACCCAAAGCGAUCUUGUUGAAGCCAAUGUCUCUGUGAUUUCAAACUUCCAAGCUUCUACAAAUAAAUCUAACUUA